CAGGGCAACAUUGAGCGUGAGUGCAAAGAAGAAUUCUGUACAUUUGAAGAAGCAAGAGAAGCUUUUGAAAAUAAUGAAAAAACUAGGUGUGUUUCGCCAUGUUGCCCAGGACGGACUUGAACUCCUGGGUUCCAGCAAUCUGCCUGCCUUGGCCUCCCAAAGUGCUGAGAUUAUAAGAGGUCCAGUGCAAGUUGGUGGUGACAAUGAUGAGGGGAUGUUCUCCAUAAGUUUUCCAAAGUUCCAGGCUCCUUCUCCAAAUUGGAUAUGUCAUAUUGUAGGGUCUGUUCCUCUUCUUCACUCGAGACAUGGAUUGCACAGGGUGUGUCCUGUAAACUAGGCCUUAUUUGGCCAUACAUCAGUUAUUUUCAUAUUCCAAUAGCCAGAAAUCAGUACAUGUCCCCAUCAAAUCACAAGAGUAGCUUGAAAAAUAUGGUUUCUUGUGGACCAAGAUGAAAACAAAUAAGCUUUGGUGAAGUUAUUCUGCCACAGUGAGUUUCUCUAAUUGGAAGAUUUGAAAAGUACUAUCAAGUUCAUUUUGCUACAGACCUAAGUUUGUUUUUCAGUGAGCUGAGUCCUGUGUCUACUAAUUGGUUUCAAAUUCAGCAGGGAAGACAUGAGGAUUAGUUAUUGAGUACCUAAAACUGUGAACAUACAGGACUUUUCGAAGUAAAUUUUAAAAACUGAGUCUUUACUCUGGUGUUUAAGCUUUGAUCCUCAAAACAUAUCUGAAAUCACAUUCCCUAUCAUGUGGAGUCAUCUCUCCUGCAGAGAGAAUUAAGCUUCAGGGUGCAGCAGACAUGGAUGAGCAUAUAAAGGGAAGCUGACAUCUACCUAGAAGACAGAUCCACUAAAGUUUUCCAAUGCCAGAGAAAUGCCAUGCUUUGGGCAUUUGGAAUAGUUCCUACUCUGCCUGGGAGCUCUAUACCUUUAUCUCCAAAGGAGAUGAGCACUCCCUAAUUGACACACUCCACCCUCCUGUUCGUGGGAGAAUCCUAUUGGUCACCCAGACUCACAACUGUGCAUUCGAUCCAUGCUCAUCACCGAGGCUAACCCAGUCCUUGAUUCCAAUCAUGAAAGAACAAACGUUUUCCAGAUAUUUAAGGAAAGUGAGGAAGAUGCACAAAUAGAACUAAUUCUGGAGGAGGGAAAAAAGGAUAUAAUACAGGAAACAGAAGAAAACGUUAUCAGAACAUACUCUCAGAGUUUAAGAAAGACAAGAGGUUUAUAAAAUGAGAACAAGCUGUCAUAGAGGGGAACAAUCAGGUGACAGGUGAAAGUCCUUGGACACUAGAAAAGUUACUGCAGAAUUGACGUAGCGCAGAGGUCUGAUAGUGCCCAGUUCCCCGGGCUGCCCAUGGAACUCAGCAUGCUCCCCCACCCCCACCUGUUGGAAGUCCCGCGUGGCUCUGCACCAGCCCACACCCGCCCGACCUCGUGCGCCCCUCCCCCCAUAACGGUCUCCACCGCCCACUUCCGGUCCCUUCGCAGAGCCUGUGACCACACCAACGCCUGGCCCGGAGGACGCCGCCCUCUGCCAGCCGCCGCUGUCGUCCACCAUGGUUGUGCUCCGAAGACCCCGCCACCGCCGCCACUGCCCACGCCGAUGCCGCUACCUGCUCCGGGCCCCUGGCGAACCCACCGCUUUUCCCCUCCUCCCCGCACCCACGCUGCCCGCCCUGGGCUCCCUGUCGCAGGUGCGACGGUACCACCACCCCAGCUGUGAGGCCGCCAUCAACACCCACAUCAGCCUGGAGCUCCACGCAUCCUAUAUGUACCUGUCCAUGGCCUUCUACUUCGACCAGGACGACGCGGCCCUGGAGCACUUUGACCGCUACUUCCUGCACCAGUCUCAGGAGAAAAGGGAGCACGCCCAGGAGCUGAUGAGCCUGCAGAACCUGCGCGGUGGCCGCAUCUGCCUUCAUGACAUCAGGAAGCCAGAGGGCCAAGGCUGGGAGAGCAGGCUGAAGGCCAUGGAGUGCGCCUUCCACCUGGAGAAGAGCAUCAACCAGAGCCUCCUGGAGCUGCACCAGCUGGCCAAGGAGAACGGCGACCCCCAGCUCUGCGACUUCCUGGAGAACCACUUCCUGAACCAGCAGGCCAAGACCAUCAAAGAGCUGGGUGGCCACCUGAGCAACCUGCGCAAGAUGGGGACUCCGGAAGCAGGCCUGGCAGAGUACCUGUUUGACAAGCUCACCCUGGGCCGCAGCCAGAAACACACCUGAGCCCAGACAGGCCCCGCAGCCACGGGGUGCCUUCCCCUGCUCGCGCCACCAGGCGGGGCAUCCAUGUUGCCUUUUCAGAACAUCCUCUUCAUUUUUCUCCUCUCAGUUUGACCAUUGUUAGCAAUAAAGUUAUCUGUUCUCAAAGCAA
Messenger RNA from Pongo pygmaeus (Bornean orangutan), 2370 nucleotides. Its product is annotated as ferritin heavy chain-like. NCBI's taxonomy places the organism in Eukaryota, Metazoa, Chordata, Mammalia, Primates, Hominidae. Gene Ontology annotation, biological process: intracellular iron ion homeostasis; iron ion transport. The coding region runs from base 1557 to 2222 and encodes 221 amino acids. The record is from RefSeq and is a predicted model, not a curated record. Gene Ontology annotation, cellular component: cytoplasm. The transcript has 3 exons. Gene Ontology annotation, molecular function: ferric iron binding; ferrous iron binding.